AUGUGUUCUGAAUUUUGUCUCUGCUCUGCUUUCGCUGAGACAAGACCUUCGCAGCAAAUGCUUUGCCAGCAUGGGCCGGGCAGCCGCACGAAACCUCUUUUGCUGCGCCGAAGGCCAAAGGCAAAGCGCACCCGAAGGCCAAAGCCAAGGCACUUGCAAACCGUGCUGCAGGUGAAACCGCAAAAGGGUCACGUCCCAAGGGAGGCGAUCCAGAACUUGACAUGCGUCGCAUGUGCUGUUUUUUCUUGGGCGAAGGACGCUUUGACCCAUCUUCCGGACAUCUCCAAGUUUGCUUCACGGCAAGAGGCGCUGCUGAAAUCGAUCGGCCAAGCAACUUCUGCAGUGAAGCAAUGCGAAGGGUCAGCUUUCAAAGCUCCGCUCAACAAGUUGUCCGUGGCCCACAAGUUGUGCUCUGCGAUCUUCUCGGCUGUCAAAGCAGAGAACAAAAGCAAUGAUGCAGAUCACAGUGAACAGAACGCGCCAGUGGUGGAUUCUUCAGGUACUGAGGAGACGGCGUACUUGGGCUUGAUCGAUUACAAGUCACUUCCAUCUGAGAGCGAGUUUGACAUCCUGGCCGGGUCGGAUAAGUUUGACUUGGAGAUGGAGAUGGGCUUGGCACAGGGACACAAAAAGUUCUCCCAGUACAUUGCCACGCGUGGUCAAGAGUUUGCAGAUCCAAUGACCACCACCCCACUCCAGCGAUUGAAGGAUUGGGUCCACUGGUUGCGCGAAUUCGAAUGCACUCAUUGUGGCCUAGCUGCUUCCGAGACAGGUGAGCAGCCAGUCGAUGCCAUUCAACCUGCACCUCCCCGUUCAGAUUGUGAAGGUGGCUCUUCCAAAUUGACCAUCCCUCUUGACUACAAGUGUUUGCCGUCCGAGGCAGAGAUUGAUGAUUUGGGAGCAGUCGGCAAAAUCGAUUGGGUUGAGGAAAUUCGUCAGGCCAAGCUUCAUCCCAAUUUCCCAGCAUACAUCAGCAACUACUCUGCGGAGGCUGCUGAAGGCUUUGAGUUCGGCAGUCCCGAUGGUGACCAAGCGGAAGAUUUGAAGGAUUGGGUCAGGUUUCUUCGGCAGCUGGAAGCAGGUCAGCCGAUUCAUCCUCCGGCAGACAGAGAGAAGCUCAUGACAACAGAGAAGGUGGACUUGCCUGAGGCUGCCGGAUUUGCUCCUGACGCCAUUCCUGCUUCUUCGGCAGCUCCAUUGGCCAACUCCGCAGAGAAGAGCGAUGACAAUGACCCAAAGAAGAAAGUUUUGAUCGACUACGGCUGCUUGCCGUCCGAUUCCGAAUUCGACGCCUUUGCCGCAGAUGACAAGAUUGAUUUUCACGAAGAGAUUGAUCGGGCGAAGGCCCAUCCCCGAUUCCCACAGUACAUUGAAUGCCUUGACCUUCAAGGUGUCGAGGAUAUGUUCGGCAGCCCCGAGGGAGACCCAGUGGAUGACUUGAAGGGGUGGGUGUCGUGGCUACGUGAGUCUACGACAGGCCAGGAAUGGAUUCCUGAUAGGUAG
This is a messenger RNA of Cladocopium goreaui, 1503 nucleotides long. The record is from the annotation of a GenBank genome assembly. NCBI's taxonomy places the organism in Eukaryota, Dinophyceae, Suessiales, Symbiodiniaceae.